Pararge aegeria (speckled wood butterfly) is the source of this 3944-nucleotide messenger RNA. It is a transcript of the gene Sox102F, whose product is annotated as transcription factor SOX-5. The transcript is spliced from 6 exons. Lineage: Eukaryota; Metazoa; Arthropoda; Insecta; Lepidoptera; Nymphalidae. Gene Ontology annotation, cellular component: nucleus. Bases 1 to 1620 code for a protein of 539 amino acids. Gene Ontology annotation, biological process: regulation of transcription by RNA polymerase II; cell fate commitment. Gene Ontology annotation, molecular function: RNA polymerase II cis-regulatory region sequence-specific DNA binding; DNA-binding transcription factor activity, RNA polymerase II-specific. The record is from RefSeq and is a predicted model, not a curated record.
AUGUCAUCUAAAAGAAAGUCGCCACCCUCAAAAUUGCAAGAAGGAGCUGCUGAAACAGAGAAAUCGGAGCCAGGACCUGCCAACCUGGACUUCUCCGACCACCACGAGUCAGACGAGAACGAUCACCAGACCUUCUACAAAUUCUCCCCAAGCUCCUCCCCCAGGACCUCAAUCAGCGAAGAGGAUACAUACGAAGACGAGCAGCCGUGCAAGAAGCAAAGAUUCGACCAAUCAUUAGACAUGACAAACAACCUCCUAGUCCCAUCGUCCUUUCUAAGUCUCCACCAAGUCAGCGAUCUUCAAGGCAGAAGACGUGGCUCGUCAGAAUGCAGUAGUCCAGGCGCUGAGGCGAAAGUUUUGGGACUGUGCAACAAUAACAAUUCAUUGCUGAAUCACAAUAGCGCAUUGUCGCUGGCCGCGCCGCAUAAGCGGUCGAUGGAUGAUGUGUUAAAGAGAUUAACGUCUAAAAUGAAUAACAGCACGAUUAAAGAGGAGAAGAGGCCUACACCAUCAACGACGCCUGUGAAGCAGCAAAACAACGACAGACGAGGUGUUCUGGACGCGGCUGCCCUUCAAGCAUUAGCUGGUGAAAGCGUUCUGGAGAAAGAGCGACAGCUGUCGGAGAUGAUUCUUCAACUUCAGAUGGUGCGGGAGCAGCUGUUAGCGCAACAGGAGCAUUCUAAGAAUAUCGGAACAGUAUCAGCAGAACUGGAGCUACAAAGACUUCAGCAGGAGCAUUUACGGAGACAGGAGAUGGUGAGGCGCGGGCACCUAUACCCAGGCCCUCCAAUGGGCCUGAUCCCUCUUCUAGAGCAGAUGCGGCCGCAGCCACCCCCACCACCUAAUGUGGUACAAAGCCCCGCCUGGCCAGCAACGGCUCAGCUGGCGCAACUAACAGCCAGCGCUCGUUCCCCCCCACCUCAAGACCCGGACACACCCCUUAACCUGAGCAAGCAGCGCUCCCCAUCCCCCGCUCCGCCUAUGAUGAUGCAGAGAUUCGUGCCAUACCCUCCAAUGGAAGAAAACAGCCCAUACAAUAUGAAGAAAGAUGACGAUUAUAAUGCGGUUUGCAAUACGUCAUCCUGGCCCCAGUCAAAUCCAGAAGAGUCUGAAAAAGCCAAGCUGAUCCGCCAGCCAAAACGCGAUGAGGCCGGCAAACCCCACAUCAAGAGACCAAUGAAUGCGUUCAUGGUCUGGGCGAAAGACGAACGUCGCAAGAUCCUCAAAGCAUGCCCGGACAUGCACAAUUCCAACAUUUCCAAGAUCUUGGGAGCUAGGUGGAAAUCCAUGUCAAAUGCCGAGAAACAGCCUUACUAUGAGGAGCAGUCGAGGCUCUCCAAACAGCAUAUGGAAAAACAUCCUGAUUAUAGGUACCGACCGAGACCCAAGCGAACGUGCAUAGUCGACGGCAAGAAGAUGCGGAUAUCAGAGUACAAAAAUCUGAUGCGCACGCGCAGACAGGAGAUGAGGCAGCUCUGGUGCAGGGACGGUGGCAGCGAACUGAACUUUCUGCCCUCCCUGUCCAGCCCAGGGCCUUCGAACUCGUCGCCCCCGCCUAAUGGGGGGAGCUACAUGAACCCAGCGUUCUCUCCUCCCUUGUCGCCUCGAGAGGAGGAUUGAGGUACGGCGCGCGGCUGGCCUUACCCGCACGCCGCGCAACUCCCUCUGCCUCCCUCCCACCACCCUUGGUAAACGUCACAAAGCUAUUCUGACCUCCCGAAGGAAAGAAUAACCUUAAAACCAAGUCGAAUUUUAAAAAGACAGUCUAAAGUUACAGAUGUUGUUCAUAUGAUGCCAGUGUCGUUCGGAUCUCUCGUUUAUAUGCAAAUAUCUUAUUGUAAUUGAGAUUAUUCCAUUAGUGAAUUAAGAUCGACUCUUUGUAAUCUGUAAAAUUUAGCGGUUUACGCCAUUAUUUUAUAGGUAGGCGGCACACUUAAACUUUUGAAGUGUGCCAAAAUUGUAUCUAUUUGAAUGAUUAGAGAAUUAGAAAAGUGUAUAUAAUAAGUUAAAUUGUUAUAUUUCAAUUCUUUCAAUGUAAAUAUAAUGCAAACCUUUGUAGAUAUGUAUGCACGUAAUCGAUGUUCGGCUAUAAGUAACUGUUUUAAGUUCUAGAAUAUAGGAGUAGAGUAAAGUUUAUUUAAGAGUAGGAACCCGAGUUUAAUUUUUUGUGUGGCCAUGUGUAAAUCUUAGUUAAACUAUCUACAAUUUCGUAGUAUAAGCUUAAGGGACUUAAUGUAUCGAACCAAAAAUUUGAAGCGGAAUGCUUGAAAAUUUAAGUGUUUUGAACACAAACUGUUGAAGAACCAGUGAUAACUAAGUAUGAUGCAUAAUAGAAAUAUAAUAAAAAAAAAUAUAAUACUCAUUAGCGAAAAUCUGUAAUUAGUGGACACAGAUUGUAUAAUAAAACCUUCGAUGCUACUUAAUAUUACCUAAUAAGUAUAUAAAAAAAAAAAGGAAUUUUGUUAUCUGUACCGACCGGUGUUGAACACAAAAUGGUGGUCAAUUUGGAGAUUGUCAAUUUAAUGCAAAAUAGAACGAAUUAUAAUAUCUAUUCCCAAUCCAUUUCUAUUUCAAAUAGACCCACCGAGAAGUGGGGAUUAAUAAUUAAAUAAUAAAAACAAAUAUUCGCUUUAUCAAAUCGUGCAAUUUAGUAGAUGUAGAGAUAAGUCAUAGUUGACAAGUAGGUAGGUAUCUACAUUAAUAGAUAUAGAGAACAAAGUUGUAUAGUUUUAGUGUAAAAUCAGGCUGAUGGGAGUGAUGUCGUUAAUUGCCAUUUUUUUAUUCGUUAUUUAUUUUUCUAAUUGUAUUUUCUUGUUUUUAUUUUUUGAACUGAUUGCGGGUACACACUUUUUUAGUUCUACAGCUAUUAACUAUUAUCAUAAAGGUGUUAACCGUGUUAAUAUAUUUUAAAUUAAACAAAAAAAGAUCUUUAUUUUAUUCAACAUUUGUUUUAAUCAAGUUUAUAGAAAAUCAAAAUGGCUGGAGCCUGAGUCAAUAGUAAAGGCAAUAAUUAAAAAAUGACGUUUAUUUUUUUUCUAUAAAACACUGAACUUCUUUCUUCUUUUCUUUACUUUUGUAAAUAAUAUGUUAUAAAAUAAUGAUAUUACAAAUUUAAUAUUUAUUGUUCUGUUUCAAGUGUGUAUCCGUUCUUAUUUUGUAUGCCAGUAAUAUUAUGUACUCAACGUGAAUAGUUGUAGAGAAAUAAGCGUAUAAAUAAAUUAUUGUGUACGUGACUUAAUCGAAUAUUUGUAGCGUGUACUAUAUUCUGUUGACUAUGUUAUUUUCGAUUUGAUAUCACAUAACAACGUUAUGUAGCGCCUACUGAAUGGUCUACGUUUGUAUCGAUAAUCAAAUUGUUUAUGUAUAUUCUUUAAAUCGGACAACCAAUCUGUCAUCGAGAUAAUAACAUAUUAAACGGAAUAUACUUAGUAAAUGUGUAAGGGUUUUAGACAGUGCCGUUAAAUUAUUUAUUUUUAUGUUGAUUCCCAAUGUAAAUACGCGAUAUUUUUGAUGUGAACGUUAGUUGUGGUUAUUUUAUAAAUGAUCGAUACUUAAUUAUUAUGCUAUACGCAUAGAUCUCGGUCGAUUUUUUUCUUAUUCUGUAUUUAUUAUCCGUUUCAGAAAUCUAAUUUUGUUUUUAAAAAUAGAAACUCGUCAUUAUUCUUUUUUAAUUUUCCAACGCAAAGAUAUCGACUACAGAGUUUAGCGGGAUAUACCUAUUGUACUUAUUAAAAUUAAUAACUUUGUUGUUAUAUUUUUUAUGGUUUUAAUAACGGUUUUAUUUUUUCGAUUGAGAUUAUUUUGUUAUAACUAGUUUCCACUCAAUACACAUAAGUAGACAGACUUAGGUUUUAAUACCAAUUAUUAGGUAUUAACCAGGACACAUUAUUUCGAAUAUUGUGCCAAAACCCAGAAGUUUAAUAAAAGUAAUUAUAAAAAAUAUA